Messenger RNA from Acanthosepion pharaonis, 603 nucleotides. The record is from the annotation of a GenBank genome assembly. Lineage: Eukaryota; Metazoa; Mollusca; Cephalopoda; Sepiida; Sepiidae.
AUGGGCAAGUCGACUCCUUAUAUUCUGUUGCUUGAUAUGCAGUGGUGUAGAAGAGAAGUGGCCAGGGUCGUUUUUAAUGAUGGGGUAGGGAUUUGGAGUGACUGGUGCGAUAGUGUGAUGUACAUUUCCAUUCAUGUACAUAGUUUCCAUUCAUGCUUAUUGUAUGUAAUCCGAUUUCAUGACCACUGGAUUCUCCCCUUUUCUUUCUUUCUUUCUUUCUUCAUCCACAACUCAACUGUCUACCACUGUGGUAUACCAAGUAUCAGCUGGUUUAAGAUGAUCACGAAAGAUCUCUUCCGACCAUUUUGGUGUAUUUGGCGACAUUCACAAUACCGAAAUUACUGUUCUGCUCUUAAUGCUCACAUAGGAAUUGUGGGCAGUGGGCCAGCAGCUUUCUACACUGCUCAACAACUUCUCAAAGGGGAUCCAAAACUCAAAGUUGAUAUCUACGAACGACUACCAGUACCUUUUGGGUUGAUUCGUUAUGGAGUUGCACCAGAUCAUCCUGAAGUUAAGACAGCAAGCUUAUCUCUUUCUUUUACCUCCAUCACUUCCUAUCUAUCUAUCUAUCUAUCUAUCUAUCUAUCUAUCUAUCUAUCGUAG